AUGUCGAGUAAGAAGAAAAAUAGGGAUAAAAUCCUUGAGAGACGUAAAAGACAGGUUGUUGGAAAGGAGGAGAGAUAUAGACAAGAAAGAGACAAAUCUGAUCCUGAAGAUGACCAGACAGAUCUCGAAGUUGAAUCACCAAUUCCUUUUCCAGUGGCAAUGUGGGACUUAGAACAUUGCGAUCCAAAAAAAUGUUCAGGAAGAAAGUUAUCGAGGCAUGGUCUUAUUAAAACGUUAAAAUUGAAUGCUAGGUUUCCAGGAUUAGUAUUAACCCCAGUGGGAACAAAAUGUGUUUCACCAACUGAUCGCGAAAUAGUAAAAGACAAUGGAUGUGCAGUUGUAGAUUGCAGUUGGGCAAAAUUAGAUGAUACGCCUUUCAGCCGAAUGAAAAGCCCAAAUCCACGGUUACUGCCAUUUCUAGUAGCAGCAAAUCCAAUUAAUUAUGGAAAACCAUGUCAAUUAAGUUGUGUGGAAGCUAUUGCAGCAACAUUAAUAAUAACCGGUUUCCCUGAAGAAGCUGAUUUCUAUCUUGGAAAAUUUUCAUGGGGUCAUGCGUUCAUAGAACUCAAUUCGGAAUUAUUAACUGCUUAUGCUGCAUGUAAAAACAGUGAAGACAUAAUCGCUGCGCAGGAUAAAUUUCUAGCUGACGCUAGACAAGAACGAUUGGACCGGUUAGCGAUGCCUGAUUUUCCUCCGAGUGAAGAAAGUGAAUCUGAUGAUGAAGAAAAAGAAGAUACAGUUGAAAAAAAUGAUGAAAUAAAUGAAAUAAACAAAUUAAAAAUAGACGAUAAAGAAGGCGGUACUUCUGAAAUAACAAAUAAUUAA
Molecule: messenger RNA, 825 nt
Organism: Cotesia congregata
Lineage: Eukaryota; Metazoa; Arthropoda; Insecta; Hymenoptera; Braconidae
Source: the annotation of a GenBank genome assembly